UUAAUGCAGUUUUAGAAUUAGACAGAAAAAGCAAUAAAUUAUUUUGGGUUAACUACUUCCAAAAUAAAAAGAAAGAUGCAAUUGUUUGGCUGAAAACUCAACUACAGAACGAAAUUAAUAAAGUUCAAGUAUGCAAAUGGAAUUGGAAACUGAGGCUGCAGAAAGAGGCGAGGAGCUGGCAACUACACCACACGAAAGCACAAGUGACUUGGUGGAAGGAACACAAAGCUUUCAGAUGUUACCGGAGAAUGUUUUGCUACAAGACAAUUUAAACUCCAAGAAAAACUGUUUAACAGAACACGAACUAAUGGCGAAGCUUCAACCGUGUGUUAAUUACGAAUUGAAGGCAAAGGAUAUUCUGCAAGUCUUGCAGAAGGAUCUAGAUGUUUUAGAUUUGAAAAUAUCCAUGUAUAUCGCAGCUUGUAAUGCAGGUCAUCUCAAGCCAUUUCCAGAGCAUAUUGUUGAAGCUUCCUUUGAGGGUCUCCAGUGUUUGCUCUUGUUAAACAGCCAGAUUCCUCCUUUGGCACUGCUUCGGAAAAAUUUGGAAGAGGACUCUGAUGAUAUAAAUAAGCACGUUAUAAGUGUAAUCCAUUGGCUUCUCAGAUUACCAGGGCCUAGGUAUGUCGAUGUUAGACCACAAGAAUUUCCAGAAAUCUUGCAGAAAGUCGAGUCAUUUCAACCAUAUGAAAUUUUGCCCAAUUACAUAUUUAGAGCAAUGGUCAAUAAGACGUCCCCAAACCAUUUACAGUGGAUGGCAACAAAGGAAAAAUUGAUGGCUGGCAAAUCGGAACUGGAAACAAAGUUUGCGUUUUAUUGCGGUGAGGUGGAACAACUGCAUUCAUUGACCAGUGUCGGGUUGUACCCUUUUCAAAAAAUCAACGGACCAAAAGGGUUUGGCGUUUAUCUGACAAACAACUUGAAAUCUUGUUUGGAUAAUUCUUCUCCUAAAUGGGUAUGGGGGAAGAGUGUAUUUGGUGUCGAACUACAAACAGCGAUCAUUGUUGAAUUUAUAGUAAAUCAUCCUGAUGUUAUUUGCUACACCGAUGCAGAUACUGGCAAUGAAAGCGCAGAGUCACAAGAAAAUAAAUAUUACUGUGUGACAGACACGCAUCUCAUACAACUCAGGUACCUGCUGAUAUAUGCAAAAACACCGUCGAAACUCAAACCGGAGAAAAUUCUUUCAGCCAAACACUCAUCAAUCGGAAGCAUUUUCACAUUCAAUCGUGCCUUUGUUUUAGCUGGAUACAUUCUUGCCAGUUAUCUGAUAUUGACAUCGUACAAAUUUAACCCAAAGUACAAAGGAUUAACAUCUUUACUUACAAGUAUUAAAUCAAUUAAGCCUUUCAACUGAACCCCUCCCCCAGAAAUAAUUGUUUUUAAAAAAAUCUGUUCUUUGUGAAAUAAAUAUUUUGUUAAGAUCAA
Molecule: messenger RNA, 1422 nt
Organism: Cimex lectularius (bed bug)
Lineage: Eukaryota; Metazoa; Arthropoda; Insecta; Hemiptera; Cimicidae
Exons: 2
Coding region: 131-1351 (406 amino acids)
Source: RefSeq, a predicted model, not a curated record